ACUCCCUUGAUCUUUUCGCUUCAGGUGCUUUUCGCUACAUCGACGAGUCUACUGGUUUGCUAUAAUAUACUCUCAGUAAUAGUGCUUUGUCCAUACAUCCGUCAUCACUUCCUAAUCCAACGACGUGAUCUACCAAAAUGGCGCGUAACUCGGAAAAAGCCCAGUCGAUGCUCUUCCGCUUCCGGGAGGCACAGGCAGCAGAUCUCGGCAUCAUCGACGCCGGCCGCACACGGCGUCCCCGCGUGAUAACAGAAGUAGACGCGAUUCCGGCGUGCGAGAAAUGGCGAGGCCAGGUGCUGAAGGAGGUCUCGCGGAAGGUGUCCAAGAUCCAGGACCCCGCGCUCAGCGACUACCAGAUCCGGGACCUGAACGACGAGAUCAACAAGCUGAUGCGGGAAAAACAUAUGUGGGAGGUGCAAAUCCGGAAUUUGGGAGGGCCGAAUUACAUGCGCGGCACGGGGAAGAUCUACGACGAGACCGGGCGCGAAAUACCCGGCGGAGGAGGGAAGGGGUAUAAAUACUUUGGGAGAGCGAGGGAAUUACCCGGUGUCAAGGAGCUCUUCGAAGCGGCGCGGCAGGCGAGGGCGCAGGACGAGAAACCCCUCGAGACCCGCGAUGAUUUGCGCAAGGCCGUCGACGCGAAAUACUACGGCUAUGCGCCAGACGAAGAAGACGACGCCUUACUAGCGUACGAGGCCGAGAAGGAGAAAGAAGCAUUUGAUAUGUUGCACAAGCAAGCCGGGAAAAAUACCAAGCCGCCACCGGACUGGGAACCGCUGCCGGGAGAUGCUGGAGAUGGACGCACGUGGGAGUUGCCGACGUUGGAAGAAGUCCAGCAGGAGCUUAUGGAGAGAAGACGGCGGAAACUGCUUGAUCAGAUUCAGUAGAUGGGGGCCUAGGAUGAGGAGAGUUACUACACCAACCACGGGGCGAGUGAUACAAAGGUUAUUCGACGAGGGUUGGCUGGCUGCUGCCGGCACUCACAGUCAAGGCUCAGACCUGGUCGAAACCAGUACAUGGGUACGCCAACACUUGUCAGAUUCGCCAUAUGGGGUGUCGGCAUCAACGGCUUUGAUACUGGCCUCGGCUACUGCUUUCUAAGCCUUGAAUUGGGACGCAUACCCGAAGAGGAGCUUCGCAUAGGUGCUAAGUGAAGAUGGCUACGAGAU
Molecule: messenger RNA, 1169 nt
Organism: Xylaria bambusicola
Lineage: Eukaryota; Fungi; Ascomycota; Sordariomycetes; Xylariales; Xylariaceae
Product: Isy1-like splicing factor
Exons: 2
Coding region: 138-887 (249 amino acids)
Biological process (GO): mRNA 3'-splice site recognition; generation of catalytic spliceosome for second transesterification step
Cellular component (GO): catalytic step 2 spliceosome; Prp19 complex; post-spliceosomal complex
Source: RefSeq, a predicted model, not a curated record